Molecule: messenger RNA, 3453 nt
Organism: Triticum urartu
Lineage: Eukaryota; Viridiplantae; Streptophyta; Magnoliopsida; Poales; Poaceae
Product: wall-associated receptor kinase 1-like
Biological process (GO): protein phosphorylation; cell surface receptor signaling pathway
Cellular component (GO): plasma membrane
Molecular function (GO): protein serine/threonine kinase activity; ATP binding; calcium ion binding
Source: RefSeq, a predicted model, not a curated record
AAAAAGAAACAUGAGGUUUAUGCAACAAAUGUUCUUCUUACCAAAACGUUAAGUGAGUGUACGGCAUUAUUUAGACCUGAGGUUAUCUUUACAGGCAAUGUACAGAAAAUAUUCUGUACAACGAACAUACUGAACAAGGAAGAUUCUCAAAAGAAGAAGUUCCAACAGAAAAUAUUCUCACAACAAACUAAACGGCGAUGCUAGUUUUUGUCUCCAGUUAUGUCUCACGUGCUGGACUGGAUCAGGUGGCCGUAGUAAGCUUGGUCAACUAAAUUACAUGGACAACGAAAGAGCCAAUGAUUGCCGGCGGUGCAAUUUACCACUUUAGUCUCCACUAGCAUUAACAGGCCUAAAGUUCUCUUCUCAUGUAGGCAUACAUGACAAAAUUUUAGAAUAACCAUCAGAAACUCUUUGUACUGACAUGUGGCGACAUGUAUGGCUCUGCCAAGAGCUGCCUGGUUAAACAAGUUCCGCCAUUGGCUAAAUGGCGAAGCUCUGGUCGCCGUCGUCACCAUCAGCACUCUAGAUAAAGCAUAACAGAACAUCAUUAACUAGUACUGGGCAAUUGACCCAGUCCUAGCUAGUGAACAGAUUGUUCAGCAUCCCUGCGCAUAUAUGGACUUCCAUGAUUCUUCAGCAACUGACACUUCCCACUUCCUCAGAAGUCUCUGAGCAGAGCAGCUUAGCAAGAAUGGCAACCACACUGGUUGUACAGCUCGUGCUGCUGUUGCUACUGUCAGUGACACAAGCCUCAGCUCAGGAGGAGCAGCAGCCGCCUCGGCAGGUUGUGCGGCCAGGCUGCCAGGACAAGUGUGGCAACAUCACGAUCCCCUACCCCUUCGGCAUCGGUGCCGGUUGCUACCGCGACGAUGGCCGAGGUGGUUUCCAGCUUGAGUGUGAUGACUCCCUCCCGGUCCCGUGGCUUGCCGUAACUGGCUAUGGCGUCCAGAUCACCAACCUAUCCAUUGGGACCGGGGAGGCCUGGGCCUACAUCAACGUGACACGCCACUGCUACAACAGCAGCGGGAGCAUCAUCGGCCGUAAUGGCGCCACGCCCGUGCCACUCAUCAACAGCCACCUCCUCUUCUCCCAGGCGAGGAACCGCCUCGUCGCGCUUGGCUGCCCCAACCUUGGUUACUUCGUCGACACUGCUGGCUACUACGUCAGUGGUUGCAUGAGCGUGUGUGGUCCGUCAAAGUUCACCUUGCCAGGUUCAUGCACAGGCGUCGCCUGCUGCCAGAGCGGGAUACCCGCUGCUGUGGACUACUUCGAGCCAUACCUGCUCGACAUCCCAAAGGAGCAGACAGACCCAAUCUUCUAUAGCAACAGCACGACCUGCCGGUACGUGUUCUUGGUGGAGGCGGAAUGGUUGAAUACCAAAUACACUGGUGGGAGCCUCAACCGGACUGAUGACUUCGCCGUGCCCGUCGUGCUCGACUGGGCAGUCCGGAACGUUCGCAACUGCAAAGCUGCCAAGCGCAAUGCAACCGACUACGCGUGCCGGAGCAUGCUCAGCCAUUGCGUCAACUCCAAAAACAGCACAGGGUACCGGUGCAACUGCUCCAAGGGGUAUGAGGGCAACCCCUAUCUAGACGAUGGAUGCAAAGACAUCAACGAGUGUGAACGCAAAGGAAAACACACAUGCCACGGGGCCUGCACAAAUACGCCGGGAAGCUACACUUGCCAAUGUCCUCCUGGGACAAGUGGAGAUGCCACCAGGAAGGAUGGUUGCCGACCAAAGGACAGUUUCACUUUAGCCCUGAAAGUAGUUACAGGUAAACAGAUAAUCCUGCAAUUUUUGCCCCUUUGGUUGCUCCUGCAAUUUUACUGCUGGAAAACUAAUGGCUAUGCAACAUCGUACUCAGGAGUCAGCCUUGGAGUGUUCUUGCCAUUUUUCAUGUCCUUCUGGCUCUACUUGGGGCUCCAGAAGAGGAAGCUUAUCAGAACAAAGCAGAAGUUCUUUGAGGUAAAUGGAGGCCUCUUCCUGCAGCAGCAGAUACGUAACUACAAUGGCACCAGCAAAGGCACUGGUGGGUUCAAGAUCUUUUCCAAGGAAGAGUUGGAGAAAGCAACCAACGAGUUUGCCGCCGACCAAGUUCUUGGCCACGGCGGGCACGGCAUUGUCUACAAGGGUGUACUUGAGGACAAGACAAUAGUGGCGAUCAAGAAGUCAAAGAUGAUGGAAGAAGCCCCGACCACAGAAUUCGCGAGGGAGAUGUUCAUCCUCUCCCAGAUCAACCACAAGAAUGUCGUCAAGCUGCUCGGAUGCUGCCUCGAAGUGGAAGUGCCCAUGCUGGUCUACGAGUUCGUCUCAAAUGGUACCCUUUACCACUACAUCCAUGGCAGUAAGGGCCUUGACUCUGACGCAGCCCUCGACGCCUGUCUUCGGAUAGCAGUAGAGUCAGCCGAGGCACUGGCAUACAUGCACUCUUCAGCCUCGCCACCGAUUCUCCAUGGAGAUGUCAAGACGGCAAACAUUCUGUUGGAUCACAAGCUCACAGCAAAAGUUUCAGAUUUCGGAGCAUCAAAACUGGCACCAACUGAUGAGGCCAAGAUGGCAACGUUGGUGCAGGGAACUUGCGGUUACCUUGACCCGGAAUAUCUAAUGACAUGCCGGCUGACUGAUAAGAGUGAUGUGUACAGCUUUGGUGUCGUCCUAUUGGAGCUUCUGACAAGGAAGAAGGCACUGUACUUCGAUGGGCCAGAGGAAGAUAGAAGCCUUGUUUUAUGCUUCAUGAUGGCAGUGAAGGUAGGCCAGCACCAAGACCUUCUGGACAGCCAAGUGAGGGACGAGAUGAGAAUUGAAGCGCUCGAAGAGAUCACACACCUGGUUGUGAGAUGCUUGAACAUGAGUGGGGAGGAGCGGCCGACAAUGAAGGAGGUUGCAGAGACGUUGGAGAUGCUGAGGAGAUACCACAGCCACCCGUGGGCUCAAGCAGAUGCCAAUCCAGAGGAGGAACAGAGUUUGCUUGCUAUGGAACCACGGAAUGCUAAUUACAAGUUCACACAAGAUUGCGUCCUUGAUUUUGAAGCAAGCAGUACAUACAGCUAUAGCUUGUAGAUCAAAAUAUUUUGUUCCAUCUUUUCUGCAUAUCCUUUCAGAUAUGAGUUUUUUCGGAUGUAAGAAACAUAUGCACAUAUGGUGGUUGCAGAAAGGUGAACUAAACCCCUCACAGGUUGUAAAAUUCAGUUAAAUAUUAGAAUUGAUCUAAAUCAUAAUACGCAAAUAUGCCCAUUAGUUGGUUGAUGCUUUUCUUUUCUUUUCUUUUUAUUAAAAAGAUGUUAAAAGCAAUAGAAUGUAAAGAGAACCCGCAAUAAUUUAUUAGGAUGGAAAGAUUACAAAACUUAUACAAGGGAUUUGCAACUCAUCUUUUAUCCACUUAUUGAAUAGGCAACUACUACAGAAAAAAAAAUACUUAACUUCAUUUGCAGGCAACAUCCAAACUAAAACUA